Engraulis encrasicolus (European anchovy) is the source of this 3884-nucleotide messenger RNA. Its product is annotated as F-box and WD repeat domain-containing 11-B. NCBI's taxonomy places the organism in Eukaryota, Metazoa, Chordata, Actinopteri, Clupeiformes, Engraulidae. The record is from RefSeq and is a predicted model, not a curated record. Gene Ontology annotation, molecular function: protein dimerization activity. The transcript is spliced from 13 exons. Bases 236 to 1885 code for a protein of 549 amino acids.
AUGUGGUGUUAUAGCUUUUUAUGUGAGUAGAAAAAAAAGCAACAUUGUUGUUGGGGAAAGCCGUAGUGAUCGUUUAGGCCAAUCAUAUUGGACCAUGCUUUACAAAAACACGCCUUCCAUCAUGGGACGCCCAAUCACAAGAUUGUUUUUCAUAAGAGGGCGUUGAAGUGCCCUUUUUGUAGGCUUAUUACAAUCUCAAAACACUCCCUGCUAUCAGGCUGUGACGUAUACCCCGAUGCGGACAGCGACGCAGGGCUGGGUUUCCAUUUUCGCUUCGAGUUUCGGGCGGAACAACAAUAUGGAGCCGGAGAUGGAAGACAAAACGCUGGAGCUAAUGACCAUGACCACCAUGGACCCCCAGAAUCACUCAGACGACCUUUCGCCAAAGAAGACCACAUCACUCAAGAUGGGUGGCAACGGAGUGGUGGCCGGCUCGCGGAAGAGGCCGUCGCAGGGCAACUUUGACAAGGAGAAGGACGUGUGCAUCCAGCUGUUCGACCAGUGGUCGGAGGGCGACCAGGUGGAGUUCGUGGAGCACCUCAUCUCGCGCAUGUGCCACUACCAGCACGGACACAUCAACUCCUACCUCAAGCCCAUGCUCCAAAGGGACUUCAUCACUGCACUGCCAGCGCGAGGCCUGGACCACAUAGCGGAGAACAUCUUGUCGUUUCUGGAUGCGCGGUCGCUGUGCUCGGCCGAGCUGGUGUGUAAGGAGUGGCAGCGGGUCAUCUCCGAGGGCAUGCUCUGGAAGAAGCUGAUCGAGCGCAUGGUGCGCACAGACCCCCUCUGGAAGGGCCUCUCCGAGAGGCAUCAGUGGGAGAAGUACCUCUUCAAGAACCGCACGACAGAAGUCCCUCCCAACUCCUACUACCACUCGCUUUACCCCAAAAUCAUUCAAGACAUAGAGACCAUCGAGGCCAACUGGCGGUGUGGUAGGCAUAACCUGCAGAGGAUCCAGUGUCGCUCGGAGAACAGCAAGGGAGUCUACUGCCUGCAGUACGACGACGACAAGAUCAUCAGUGGCCUUCGAGACAACUCCAUCAAGAUCUGGGAUAAACAGUCUCUGGAGUGUCUGAAGAUCUUGACGGGCCAUACAGGCUCGGUGUUGUGUCUGCAGUAUGACGAGCGGGUCAUCGUCACCGGAUCAUCAGACUCCACUGUCAGGGUGUGGGACGUGGGCUCGGGCGAGGUGCUCAACACCUUGAUCCACCACAACGAGGCGGUGUUGCACCUGCGCUUCUGCAACGGGCUGAUGGUGACGUGCUCCAAGGACCGCUCCAUCGCCGUCUGGGACAUGGCCUCGCCCACCGACAUCAGCCUGCGCCGCGUGCUGGUGGGCCACCGAGCCGCAGUCAACGUGGUCGACUUUGACGACAAGUACAUCGUCUCCGCCUCGGGAGACCGCACCAUCAAGGUGUGGAGUACCAGCACGUGUGAGUUUGUGCGUACCCUGAACGGCCAUAAGAGGGGCAUCGCCUGUCUGCAGUAUCGGGACCGGCUCGUGGUCAGCGGCUCCUCGGACAACACUAUCAGGCUGUGGGAUAUAGAGUGUGGGGCGUGUCUGCGGGUUCUGGAAGGCCAUGAGGAGCUGGUUCGCUGCAUUCGAUUUGACAACAAGCGUAUCGUCAGUGGAGCAUACGACGGUAAAAUUAAAGUGUGGGACCUGCAAGCAGCCCUGGAUCCCCGUGCUCCAGCCAGCACCCUGUGUCUUCGCACACUAGUGGAGCAUUCGGGCCGCGUGUUCCGUCUCCAAUUCGACGAGUUCCAGAUCAUCAGCAGUUCCCAUGACGACACCAUUCUCAUCUGGGACUUCCUGAACGUCACAGCCAACGGCCAGCCAGAGGGACGCUCGCCCUCGAGGACCUACACUUACAUCUCCAGAUAGCAGGUGCCUCUGCUGUGUGGUAGUGUGUCCUGGGAAAGCUGAGAGCUGAUUGGCUGGUUUUGGCUGCGACUGCGCUUGGUUGGUUGGGCCCCAGAGAGGAGGGAGGAGCCCCGGGGACUGACCCUCCUCUUCUUCCUCCAUCUCUUUUUCCUCUCCUUCUCUCCAUCUUUCCCCUCCUUCUCUUUCAUCUUCCCACUGUUCACCAUGUUGACCAUAUGCACCACUGUGCUGUGCAUUCAUCUAUCAGUGAGUUAGCCCCCCCUCCUCCAAUUAUGAAAAACUGCACUUUACAAACACUGUCCCGUCCGUUUGACGUUCACCACCAACCCCCCUCCACCCCCAUUUUUUUUGUUUUUCCCUUGCCUGAAAAAGGUCGUCUCAAACCACCGCCAUUCGCCAUCACUUGAAGUGUGCAGCUCAGCUCGUAAUUUAAGUUCUCAAUGCCAGCUCUAUUUAUAUACAGAAGUCCUGAAAAGCACAUAGUUGCACUCUUUAACUCCCCCACCAACUUUCAGACUCACUCACUCACUCCCUCCCUCACUCACUCCCACACAUACCCUCGCACAGACACAGACACAUACACACCUCCUCCUCUCCUAACCACUAGUAUGGUCCUCUACAGUUCCUUUGGGGAGGCCGUUCCUUAAAUCUUUGUCCAGCCUGUUUGGGUCGCCGUCGCUGUAGAGAUGCCACUGUAGAUAUAACAAACAGUAAUAAGCUUAGCAGUUAGCGUCAAUCAGCAGCCAACUCUCCUACUAGUUAAAUUAGCCGCCUAACUUAACAACUUGCGUACUUAGAACUACUUACACAGGACACUAGCCAUACAGCAGAGAGAUAGGUGUUCGUUAUUCUCUCGCUUUUUCUCUCUCCUCUUUUGUCCACUGCACCCCCUCCCCCCCCUUCUCCCAUCCCACUUUCUUUCUGUUUUCCAUCCUUGUUCCUUUGUUUAUUUUUCUCCUCCUCCUUUUUGAAAUUACCAUGGAUGGGACCGCUACACGCUGGCUCGCACGCACGCUCUUGCUCGUUCACAAGCGGAAGGAUGGGACGGACACAUGGCACGAGCAUGAACGCACAUCUGAGACAAAGACUCUUGUGCAAGGCUCAGGAAAGUGAAACAAGGACCUGAUCAGUCGUUUUGAUUGGUUGGUUGGUUUUUUCGACUGACAGGAUUUCAGUUAUUUAUGCAGAUGGGAUGAUGGGCUGACUUCAGGAAGUGAGAGACUUGUGGUCCGGUCCAAUGUUGACCGAUGAGGAUGUGAGGACCGGGAGGAAAGUCAGGCUCUUACGAAGCCUGCAGUGGCCUUUUUCUCCAAGGGCAUGGAACGCGAUGGGCUGCUGGGACUUGAUUGACAAGCUGGCAGCACCAAACAAAACUGCAGUGUCUGACUUUUGGUGGGUGGGUGGUUGGGUUGACAUGUUGCCUCGCCCCUCGCCACCCCCACAGUUUGUCUCGUGACUUGUAUGUUUGUGUGUUGUUUUUGUUAUUUCUUUUAUUGUUUUUCAUCGAGGAGAUUGCUGUGCAUGUGAGGCCAAAAGGGGAAGUGGUUUCCUGCCAAGCCUCUUUCUUUCUUUCUUUAACCUUUUUCUUCUUCCUCUCUUCCUUUGGAAACUGCCCUUCAUACCAUUUCCUCAUAUGCCACUGUUGUUUUUUUUUUUUUUAAAGGAAAAAAAAAAAUGGAUACGUGGUCAUUUUGUUCUUGGACAGAUUAUAUCAGACAUUGUAAUUUAUCUUUUCAUCCAGUGUCAAUUCUCUCUCUCGCACUCUCUCUCUCUCUCUCUCUCUCUCUCUCUCUCUCUCUCUCUCUCUCUCUCUCUCUCUCUCUCUCUCUCUCACCUCUGCCUGUAUUUGCCUGCCUUUUUCUUUUGUUCUAAGGGUCCUGUGUCUUGAAACUGAUUUUAGCUGUAAACAAAAACUUGUCUUGUCAAAACUGUGUUGUAUAAUAUAAGAGUUUUUUUAAAAAUGGAUAAAACAUUAUUGUGAAUAAAAGACUUUACUGUG